Molecule: messenger RNA, 3859 nt
Organism: Arabidopsis lyrata subsp. lyrata
Lineage: Eukaryota; Viridiplantae; Streptophyta; Magnoliopsida; Brassicales; Brassicaceae
Product: topless-related protein 1
Biological process (GO): regulation of DNA-templated transcription
Molecular function (GO): protein binding
Source: RefSeq, a predicted model, not a curated record
UUCUGCAAGAUUUUAAUGUUCGUAUAAAUAAUCCUGAAGAGAGAGAAAACUUGUUUUUCUUUUUUCUCUCAGUAUCGGGUUGAGAGAAAAAAAAGAAAAGAAAAAACGAAAUCCUUCAUUUUCAGGAGAGAGAGAGAGAGAGAGACUGAAGCUCUGGCCUUUGUUUCUGAAAUCGAUCUUGUUCUUCUUCUUCUUCAUGAUCUGGUGCAUCUGACUUGAAAGCUUAUCGGAGUGAGUGAAGAAAUAUUAUCAUGUCUUCUCUGAGCAGAGAGCUCGUGUUCUUGAUCUUACAGUUUUUAGAUGAAGAGAAGUUCAAAGAGACUGUUCAUAAGCUUGAACAAGAAUCUGGGUUUUUCUUCAAUAUGAAGUAUUUUGAGGAUGAGGUCCACAAUGGUAACUGGGAUGAGGUUGAGAGGUAUCUCUCUGGUUUUACCAAAGUUGAUGAUAAUAGAUACUCCAUGAAGAUUUUCUUCGAGAUUAGGAAGCAGAAGUAUCUCGAGGCCUUGGAUAGGCAUGAUCGUCCCAAGGCUGUGGAAAUUCUAGUCAAAGAUUUGAAAGUCUUUUCCACUUUUAAUGAGGAGCUUUUCAAGGAAAUCACUCAGCUCUUGACCUUAGAAAACUUCCGGGAGAACGAGCAGUUAUCCAAGUAUGGGGACACAAAGUCCGCCCGAGCUAUCAUGUUGGUGGAACUCAAGAAGUUGAUUGAAGCUAAUCCAUUGUUCCGUGAUAAAUUGCAGUUUCCUACCCUUCGAAAUUCACGGCUGAGGACUCUCAUUAAUCAGAGCUUAAAUUGGCAACAUCAGCUUUGUAAAAACCCAAGGCCUAAUCCUGAUAUUAAGACUCUCUUUGUGGAUCAUUCCUGCCGCCUACCAAAUGAUGCACGAGCACCAUCCCCUGUCAACAAUCCGCUGCUUGGAUCAUUACCAAAAGCUGGGGGAUUUCCUCCUUUAGGCGCACACGGGCCAUUUCAACCAACACCUUCUCCUGUUCCUACACCUCUUGCUGGUUGGAUGUCUAGUCCUUCCUCUGUCCCACAUCCAGCUGUGUCUGGAGGAGCCAUUGCUCUUGGUGCUCCAUCCAUCCAAGCAGCCUUGAAGCACCCGAGAACUCCUCCAACUAAUUCCGCUGUAGACUAUCCAUCAGGUGAUUCAGACCAUGUCUCAAAGCGAACAAGACCUAUGGGAAUCUCUGACGAGGUGAGUCUAGGUGUCAACAUGUUACCAAUGACAUUCCCGGGACAGGCUCAUGGUCAUAAUCAAACCUUCAAAGUACCUGAUGACUUGCCCAAGACAGUAGCACGAACUUUGAGCCAAGGCUCAUCUCCCAUGAGCAUGGAUUUCCAUCCUAUUAAACAGACUCUGCUACUAGUUGGUACGAAUGUAGGGGAUAUUGGGCUCUGGGAAGUCGGUUCUCGAGAACGACUAGUCCAGAAGACUUUCAAAGUUUGGGACUUGAGUAAAUGUUCAAUGCCCUUGCAGGCUGCUUUGGUGAAAGAACCUGUCGUUUCUGUCAACCGUGUGAUUUGGAGCCCGGAUGGUUCCCUAUUCGGAGUUGCUUAUUCAAGACAUAUUGUACAGCUAUACUCUUAUCACGGUGGUGAAGAUAUGAGGCAACACCUCGAGAUUGAUGCUCAUGUUGGCGGUGUCAAUGACAUUGCAUUCUCCACUCCGAACAAGCAACUAUGUGUUACUACUUGUGGUGAUGACAAAACCAUCAAGGUCUGGGAUGCUGCAACGGGUGUAAAACGGCAUACUUUUGAAGGCCAUGAAGCUCCUGUUUACUCUAUCUGCCCUCACUACAAGGAAAACAUUCAGUUCAUCUUUUCAACUGCGCUUGACGGGAAAAUAAAAGCAUGGUUAUAUGAUAAUAUGGGUUCUCGGGUUGACUAUGAAGCUCCUGGUCGCUGGUGUACAACGAUGGCCUACAGUGCUGAUGGAACUAGGCUAUUUUCUUGUGGGACGAGUAAAGAUGGGGAGUCGUUCAUAGUUGAGUGGAAUGAAAGCGAAGGAGCAGUUAAGAGAACUUAUCAAGGAUUCCACAAGCGUUCUCUUGGUGUUGUGCAGUUUGAUACUACUAAAAACCGUUAUCUCGCUGCGGGUGACGACUUCUCCAUUAAGUUCUGGGAUAUGGACACUAUACAGCUUUUGACUGCCAUUGAUGCUGAUGGAGGUCUCCAGGCAAGUCCACGGAUCAGAUUUAACAAGGAAGGCUCUCUCUUGGCCGUUUCUGCAAAUGACAAUAUGAUUAAGGUUAUGGCAAACUCAGAUGGUCUUAGGCUAUUGCACACAGUCGAGAACUUAUCUUCUGAAUCCUCCAAGCCUGCAAUCAAUAGCAUUCCGGUGGCAGAGAGACCUGCCUCUGUCGUUUCCAUUCCUGGAAUGGUACGAAAAUCGAUAUUUUUUUUUUCCUUCAGUUUCUCUAUCUUUUGGUCUGUGUCCAACCAUCGUCGUUGCUCACUUACCGUUUCAACGAAUGGAGAUUCACGGAAUAUGGUGGAUGUGAAGCCAGUGAUCACUGAAGAAUCAAAUGAUAAGUCUAAGGUAUGGAAGCUUACUGAACUCGGCGAACCCUCUCAAUGCCGUUCAUUGAGACUCCCUGAGAAUAUGAGAGCCACCAAGAUAUCGAGAUUGAUUUUCACAAAUUCGGGAAAUGCAAUUUUGGCAUUGGCAUCAAAUGCUAUUCAUCUGCUAUGGAAGUGGCAGCGAAAUGACCGCAAUGCAACUGGAAAGGCAACGGCUUCUGUACCUCCUCAGCAGUGGCAACCAGCGAGCGGGAUCUUAAUGACAAACGAUGUGGUUGAAACUAAUCCAGAAGAAGCCGUACCAUGUUUUGCUUUAUCCAAAAAUGAUUCCUACGUAAUGUCAGCAUCGGGAGGAAAGAUCUCUUUGUUUAAUAUGAUGACGUUUAAGACAAUGGCUACUUUCAUGCCGCCGCCCCCUGCUGCAACGUUUCUUGCUUUUCACCCUCAAGAUAACAAUAUCAUUGCGAUCGGGAUGGAUGAUAGUACAAUACAGAUUUACAAUGUUCGUGUUGAUGAGGUUAAGAGCAAGCUUAAAGGACAUUCUAAGAGAAUAACCGGCCUCGCUUUCUCCAAUGUACUAAACGUUCUGGUUUCGUCUGGAGCAGAUGCUCAGCUUUGUGUAUGGAACACGGAUGGAUGGGAGAAGCAGAAAAGCAAGGUCCUGCAAAUUCCACAGGGAAGAUCGACGUCUGCUCUGUCAGACACGCGUGUUCAGUUUCAUCAAGAUCAAGUACACUUCCUUGUGGUCCAUGAAACUCAGCUCGCCAUAUACGAAACAACCAAGCUUGAAUGCAUGAAACAGUGGCCUGUGCGUGAAUCAUCAGCUCCAAUCACACAUGCCACAUUCUCAUGUGAUAGCCAACUGAUAUACACAAGUUUCAUGGACGCUACGAUAUGUGUCUUCAGCUCUGCAAACCUUAGAUUGCGUUGCAGAGUCAAUCCCUCAGCAUAUUUGCCAGCUUCUCUCAGCAACUCGAACGUCCAUCCGCUGGUGAUAGCGGCUCAUCCGCAAGAAUCGAAUAUGUUUGCAGUGGGUCUGUCAGACGGAGGGGUCCAUAUAUUCGAGCCGCUUGAGUCAGAAGGUAAAUGGGGAGUAGCUCCACCGCCUGAAAAUGGCUCAGCGAGCGCUGUCACGGCUACAGCUUCCGUUGGAGCUUCUGCCUCUGACCAGGCUCAGAGAUGAUGAUAUGAAACCGAUCUGCUUCAGUUCCUUACUCUGUUUAUUUUUGGGGUUUUAGAUCUUUUCCGAAAGCAUUCUAACAAGGUGAAUGAAUCAAUGUAAAAUAUUAUCUAUAGCUUACAAGUUGCCUAAUUGGUUAAUUCGAUGUUGCUUGCUUA